Messenger RNA from Stegodyphus dumicola, 2304 nucleotides. RefSeq names its product zinc finger domain-containing protein relative of woc (gene row). The record is from RefSeq and is a predicted model, not a curated record. NCBI's taxonomy places the organism in Eukaryota, Metazoa, Arthropoda, Arachnida, Araneae, Eresidae.
AAUCAUAAGAAAUAUGUACAUUUUAUUAGUAUUUUAACAAACAAAGAACUAAAACAGAACAACAUACUCAAAAACUCUUUAGUGAAAAUAUUUAUUUUGAAAUCAAGAACACUAUUUUAAGAAAUAAGAACAUUCAUUUUAAUUUAAAGGCGGACAAUAUUGGCUGAUCUCUGCUCAAUUUAGUAUUUAUCUUUAUUCUAAUUUCCCAACAUGAACUCGCAUAAAUAAAAAUCAAAUAGGGUGUGAGUGAAUAGUAGCACAUUGUAUGUGUUUGACUAAAUGUAUCUUUCUGUUAAAAAUGUUUGACAUAUCUUGCCCCACAAAGUAAAAUAUAUGAAAAAUGGAUUAUUACUACUGUUAUAAAAACUUUGAUUCAUUUAUUCUUAGGUUUUUUUUAUUUAAUAAUAAUAAUAAUAUAAUUGUUAUCUCUGGUGUAAUAAAACAGUAAGAUCAGCAUCAAAUUUGAUAAGGUUACUCUUAGACUUUCUGUUACUCUUAGUUAAAUGCAUAUUUUACAGUAUAUAAUGAUUUGGUAUGAUCUCUGAAUAAUUCUAAUUUUACAACAAUGCUUCAUAAUCCUCCUGUGGCAGAAAUUGGGAUUGUUCUUGUGAUUGAAGUUUCGUAAUGUAAAUAAAAAAAUUUUUGAAGUUAUAAAUUUAAACAGUGCCAACUUAUGCUGAAGAUAAUGACUACUAGAAAUUCAUGCAAUUUGCCCAAAAUUUUAAGGUAAGAGAAACACUGAAAGAAUAAAAAUAAAGUUGACCAAACGGUUGGAGAGUUAAAAGCAUUCAUGCAAUACAGAUGAAAUGAAUUUGAUCUAUAGGUAAACUUUGUAGGUGCCUAUGCUGAAUUUUAAUGCACAUUUCUAUUUACAGGUGACCCUUCAUCUCUAUCAGACAUAAAAGAUUUGGAAAAUAAUUGUGAUGAAAAUUCCAGCUGUGUUAGAGAUGAUCGUAUCAUAGUUAUGUAUGAUAUUUCUUCAUCUUCAAAAACAAAAUGCUUGGUGGAACCGAUAAAAGCUGAUAAUUUUGUAAAGCCUGUUGUUGUUCUUUCGAAGAUUUCUUCUGAUAUUGUAGAAAAGUAUAUUUGUUCAGAUGAUUCAUCUUCAGAAGAUGAAAAACGAGUAGCUUCAGUAACAAACCCGGUUGAGAAUUCAGAACAUGUUCUAAAGAGUGUUACUAGCUGCAAUUCUGGUGAUUGCAGUUCUCCAACAGAGAAAAACCCUUUGGUAAUAUCACUUGAUGACAGUCCCGACCAUCGAGAAAGUGAUAAAAGUCUUUUGUCUGGUGUAUCUUCACUAAAAGAUAUGAAACUUACACCGUUGGUAGUAAAUGUAGAAGACAGUCCUAAACAUGAUGGAAACAGUGAGAUUUUAUCCCCGGAUUGUUGUAUUGUAUCUCCAGUGGAAAAGAAACCUUCACCUGUGGUUAUAACUCUUGAAGAUCCUCCUAGUGACGCAUGCAAAUAUCUGACAGAAAAUGAAAUGAAUUCUACCUCAGAUUCUCUGACAUCUCCUACUGAUAAAAAACCUAUACUUUUGUCACCAAAUCUGAAAGAUUGUCCCUUACCUGUUACUGAGACUUCUAUGAUUACAAGCCAAAAUUUUUCUUCAUCCAUAAUAAAAAAGGAACCCACUGAGCCAUUGACAGAAAAUCAUGAGAGGAAGUCAAACCUUGUUGUAGAGAAUUGUAUUAGUUUAAAUUCAGAUUUUUCCAAUUCUGAAACAGUAAAACGACAUACAAUUUUGCCAAAAAGUUCUGAAAGCCCUGUUAUCCAGAAUAAUUCGAGCUCUGGUCAUUCCUCAUCUUCAGAAGACAAACAUGAAAAACUGGUAAAAUGCCUUAAAGGAUGGGCCAGCUCUAUUUUACAGAACAGUAAAUGUGUAAAUUCGGGUGUUUCUUUUUUAACUACAGAUAAAAAUCAAGUACUUUCGGUUCAAUCUCUUGAUGGGGUUUCAACAACUAGUAAGAAAUUAAAAGAAGUUACAAAUUGCAAUAAAAAUGUUAAUUCUGAAGUGUAUUCCCCAUCCUCUUCAUGUGAAAGCCGAGACAUGCCUUUAACUAGUGUAUUAGAAGGUGAUUCCAACUCCGCUGGUGAAAGCAGUACAAGUUCAAAUCCAGUUAAACCAGAACUAAUUGAUUUAACAUGACAUCCGUCAUUGAAAAGAUCGACUCAUCAUUUUUUGUAAAUAUUGUACAUUAUUUAAAAAGCUGUGAUAUUUAUUGAAUUUCCUAAUGCAUUUGUACUAUCUUGUGACAAAGCACAUUAUUGUAUAUUAAUAAAAACAUUAUAUACAAAACUGAA